AUGCGAGCGCUAGGCCUCGAUCUGGCUACGUAUAUCGACUAUCUUGCUAGCCGGGCCGAAGAUGUGAACUUCUGGCUGUCAGCAACGUCUACGCUCGGCGGCUCCAGGAAGUGGGCAACGGCUGGUGGGCGCGAAUACAUGCUCGAGGCAGUACCCCGACCUUAUGCCGGUGCGCAACUUGCGUACGAAGCGCCUCAUUCUAACGCUGCCGAGAUGCUAUACUACGGAGCCGCUGGCUGGACUCACUAUCUUCACAGUGCAUGGAAUGCGGAGUGGAGCGAAUCGGACGGCCUCAGCCUACUGCUCUCCGAUAGCUCUCAAAGAUUCCUCGUCAUGUGCUUGUUGGACCAGAAGCGGCAACCUUUCCUCUUCGAAGCUGCUGCGCGUGCUCCGCAGCUUCUUUACUCAAGCAACAGUCCAUUCUUUCCUAUUCACGACGUCUUGACCUAUAAUGAAGGUAAACAAGUCGGCGUCGUCAUCGCACGUUGCCCGCCCUACGCUCUCUCCCCUCGCCUCAAUCCGCAUUUGGGGAGAGACGAGGUACGCCGCUGCCUUGAGCGCGCGAGGGAUCUCUUUGGACUAUUGAUCACUCUGGAAGACGCAGGGGUCUCAAUGGACGGCCAAGGACUGCAGGACGACUGGACAAUUUCGUUUCGCUCCUCGAACAGCAAACCAGUCAUCGUCGGUGCCUACUUGGAUCCGGCAGCUGCGGACACUCGCAUUGGACGCUUAGCGCGUUCGGUCCAGUGGGAGGAACGCUUGCCCAAUCCGCCACCAGAUGCGUGGCCGAUUGCACCAUUCGAAGGCAAGGGUGGAGUUGCCGGCCUGCCCUGGAGUCAGAUCACGGCGUACAAGGAUCCACGUGUACCUGGACCUCGAUUCUUUCUCCACGACGUCAAAGAGGCGAGCUGGACCGAAGAGGCAUCAAGGGCCCGCAGACAGAAAGGCUUUGGCCGCGUAUGGGACGCCAAGUUGAAUACUGUGGACGGCGUUUCGCGCUACCACUCAGAUAUGCUUGUCGUUGCAGAGUGCAUUCUGAGGCGCUUCUUUCCUGUCAGAGAAAUCGUCGAUGCAAAGUUGCUCGAGUUGCUUCGCUCUUCUCACGCAUCCGACGCCUACGAGGCCUGCCUCGUCGAUGGGACCAGCAAAGGAGCGCGCAACCCUGAGAUCGGUCAUAGUGGACUGUUCACCUUCUGCGUCAAUUGCAUCUAUAACCUUCGCCAAGGACGCUAUCACUAUGGAGAAGGGAAUUAUGAUCUCUGUCCGACAUGCCACCAACACUGCCUCGUCAACGCAAUGCCUGAUGCAGUUCGUCAGCUCCUCCUACGUAUUGUGGAGCCUGAGCGCAGCAAGGACGGUUCGCCAAUCAUGAUCACGGCCAAGGAGGCGUUCUCGACGAUGGAGUCGGUCUUGCAAACCGAGAUACCAAGGCUCGAGGCGGUCUACCACGCGUGGGUAGCUGAUCAGAAGAAGAUCAAGCGCAUCACGAGCGCCCCUCAGCUUUCUCUAGACAAGAUCAGGCAAGAUGUCAGCUGCGAGAGGUGGAUGAUGCUCGAGAUGAUGCGCGGCAACCUCAUGGACGUGCGCUUCCGCAAGCCAAAGUACAUCAAGCUGAGGGCGGAGGUCAAGGCGUACCUCAGACUCGUAGAAGAGAGGAAGAGGCCAUGCGAGGAUAGUCGAGCGCUGACUGCCGAUACUGCUGUGGAGAACAACGAAGUUGAGCAGAUCAUCGGAGAUAGUCAGGGCAAGGAGGAAGACAAAGCAGCGGCCACCAGUGCUGAAGGAGGGAAGAGACUGGCGCCAGAGGAUGGACGCGAAGCAGCGGCGGCAAAGAAGGUCAAGAGUUGA
Jaminaea rosea is the source of this 1848-nucleotide messenger RNA. RefSeq lists its product as hypothetical. The transcript has 3 exons. The record is from RefSeq and is a predicted model, not a curated record. NCBI's taxonomy places the organism in Eukaryota, Fungi, Basidiomycota, Exobasidiomycetes, Microstromatales. The coding region runs from base 1 to 1848 and encodes 615 amino acids.